Messenger RNA from Phodopus roborovskii (desert hamster), 3516 nucleotides. It is a transcript of the gene Iars2, whose product is annotated as isoleucyl-tRNA synthetase 2, mitochondrial. Bases 67 to 3105 code for a protein of 1012 amino acids. Gene Ontology annotation, cellular component: cytosol. Gene Ontology annotation, biological process: isoleucyl-tRNA aminoacylation. The record is from RefSeq and is a predicted model, not a curated record. Lineage: Eukaryota; Metazoa; Chordata; Mammalia; Rodentia; Cricetidae. The transcript is spliced from 23 exons. Gene Ontology annotation, molecular function: tRNA binding; ATP binding; isoleucine-tRNA ligase activity.
CCAGCGUUUCGAUCCCGGGCAGCUGCCGUGCGCCGCGAGCGGAGGAGUCCGCCUGGGUCGCCCACCAUGCGUUGGGGGCUGUGCCCUCACGGGCCCGGGGCGGCGGCUCUGGCCGCUGCCGGGAGCUUCUGGAGGCCAGCCCGCUUUCCCGGCCGCCUGGGGUGUCUGGGAAUGACGAGGAGGCUGGUGGUGCGGUCGGUGGCAGGGGCGGAUAGCCCCCAGAGCAGCCCGAGCAGCGGCAGAUACCGCGAUACGGUGCUGCUGCCGCAGACCAGCUUCCCCAUGAAGCUGCUGGGCCGCCAGCAGCCCGACAUGGAGCUGGAGAUCCAGCAGAAAUGUGGGUUUUCAGAACUUUAUUCCUGGCAAAGAGAAAGGAAAGUAAAGACGGAAUUCUGUCUUCAUGAUGGACCUCCUUAUGCAAAUGGUGACCCUCAUGUUGGGCAUGCCUUAAACAAGAUUUUGAAAGACAUUGCCAAUCGAUACCAUAUGAUGAGAGGCUCCAAAGUGCAUUUUGUGCCUGGCUGGGAUUGUCACGGGUUGCCCAUUGAGACAAAAGUGUUAUCGGAGCUUGGUGUAAAUGCUCAGACUCUUUCAGCCAUGGAAAUCAGAGAGAAAGCUAGAUCAUUUGCUAAAGCAGCCAUUGAAAAGCAGAAAUCUGCAUUUGCUCGUUGGGGAGUGAUGGCUGAUUGGAAUAACUGUUACUAUACAUUUGAUGGAAAGUAUGAAGCCAAACAGCUGAAGCUGUUCUACCAAAUGUAUGCUAAGGGCUUGGUUUAUCGAUCUUACAAACCAGUAUUUUGGUCUCCCUCAUCAAGGACCGCGCUGGCCGAAGCAGAACUGGAGUACGAUCCUGAGCACGUCAGUCGGUCGAUAUAUGUAAGAUUCCCUAUCUUGAAACCUCCUCCUAAGCUGGCAUCUCUUACAGAUGGCUCAUCCCCUGUUAGCUUUUUAAUCUGGACCACCCAGCCUUGGACGAUUCCUGCCAAUCAGGCUGUUUGCUAUAUGCCAGAAGCAAAGUAUGCUGUUGUGAAAUGUUCCUCUUCUGGGGACAUCUAUGUACUGGCUGAAGAUAAAAUACCACCUGUUGCUUCUGCCUUGGAAACAACAUUUGAAGUUAUUUCAACAUUUUCAGGUGUGGAUCUAGAAGGUGGCACUUGUAGUCACCCAUUAAUUCCUGAUAAAGCAUCUCCUCUCUUACCUGCCGCUCAUGUGACCAUGGCCAAAGGAACAGGAUUGGUUCACACAGCCCCAGCUCACGGUAUGGAAGAUUACAGCGUAGCAUCUCAGCACAACCUCCCUAUGGACUGUUUAGUGGAUGAAGAUGGGCUGUUCACUGAUGCUGCAGGCCCUGAACUUGAGAAAAAGGCUGUACUUGAAGAGGGAACAGAUGUGGUUAUAAAGAUGCUCCGGACUGCAAAGCAUUUGUUGAAAGAAGAGAAAGUGGUGCACAGCUAUCCCUCUGACUGGAGAACUAAGAAACCUGUGGUGAUUCGGGCCAGCAAGCAAUGGUUUAUCAACAUCACAGAUAUCAAGGCUACAGCUAAGGAAUUGUUAAAAACAGUGAAGUUUAUUCCUGGAGCGGCGCUGAAUAGCAUGAUUGACAUGCUGGACAGGCGGCCAUACUGGUGUAUAUCAAGGCAAAGAGCUUGGGGUGUCCCAAUCCCUGUGUUUCAUCAUAAGACAAAAGAUGAAUAUUUGAUCAACAGCCAAACCAUCGAGCAUAUUACGAAGCUAGUAGAGCAGCAUGGCAGCGAUGUCUGGUGGAGCCUCCCCCCUGAGCAGCUUCUCCCGGAGGAUGUGGUAGCUCAGGCUGGUGGUCCUGAUGCUUUGGAAUAUGUGCCAGGGCAGGAUAUUUUGGACAUCUGGUUUGACAGUGGAACAUCGUGGUUUUGUGUUCUUCCAGGCACUGAACAGAGAGCGGACUUGUACCUGGAAGGGAAGGACCAACUCGGGGGCUGGUUCCAGUCUUCCUUAUUAACAAGGGCGGCCACAAGGACAAAAGCACCUUUCCGGACAGUGGUGGUUCAUGGAUUUACACUCGGAGAAAAAGGAGAAAAGAUGUCCAAGUCCCUCGGGAAUGUCAUUAAUCCUGAAACUCUCAUCAAUGGAGGAAAAGAUCCGAGCAAAGAGCCUCCCUAUGGAGCUGAUGCCCUGCGCUGGUGGAUAGCCGAAUCCAACGUCUUCACUGAAGUGACCAUUGGCCCCUCUGCACUCAGUGCUGCUAGAGAUGACAUCAGCAAGCUAAGAAACACACUCCGCUUUCUCUUGGGAAAUGUGGCUGGGUUUAACCCAGAGACAGAUUCUGUUCCUGUUGAAAACAUGUACGUCAUAGACCAGUAUAUGCUGCACUUAAUUCAGGAUUUUGCGACAAAGGUUACUGAUUCAUACAAACAGUAUGAUUUUGGGAAAGUUAUCAGGCUGCUAAAAGCAUUCUAUACCAGAGAACUCUCCAGCUUCUACUUCAGCAUUGUCAAGGACAGGCUGUACUGUGAAAGUGAGAAGGAUCCCAAACGGCGCUCCUGUCAGACUGCAUUGGCAGAGAUUUUAGAUGUGCUUGUGCGUUCCUUUGCCCCAAUUCUCCCUCACUUGGCAGAAGAGGUGUUCCAGCAUAUCCCCUAUGUCAAAGAACCCAAGAGUGUUUUUCGCACUGGCUGGAUUAAUACAAGUUCUAUCUGGAAGAAGCCAGGACUGGAGGAGGCAGUGGAAAGCGCAUGUGCCAUGCGAGAUUCCUUUCUUGGUAGCAUCCCUGGCAGAAAUGCUGCUGAGUAUGAGGUUAUCAUUGUGAUUGAACCGGGGCUACUGUUUGAGAUCAUGGAGAUGCUGCAAGCUGAGGAGACCUCAAGCACGUCUCAGCUGAAUGAACUAAUGAUGGCCUCCCAGACAACACUGUUGACUCAGGAGCCACGGGAGAGAGCUGCAGAUGGAAUUGAGCUAACGGGAACAUUCCUCAUCAACUUGGAGGGUGGUGACAUCCGUGAGGAGUCUUCCUAUAAAGUCAUUGUCGUACCAACUGCCAGAGAAAAGUGCCCUCGAUGUUGGAAGCACACUGCCGAGACUGCGGACACACUCUGUCCUCGGUGUGCAGAGGUCAUCGGUGCAAAAUAGCAUUCUGUUGUUAACCACUCUCUGAGCAAGAGCCUUCUCAGGGCUGCCUGGGGGUGAAUUAUUAGAACCCUAGAAAGACAUCCAAGGGUUAGUUAGGUAAGGAGUGGAAGAGUAAAUGGCAAAAGAGGAAGAUAGGGGUAAAAUCAGAAUGUUAAAAGGAGUAUUUCGUGUAACUAAAAGGUUUUUACACAUACACGUGCGCAUGUACACACACACACACACACACACACACACGCGCGCGCGCACGCAGAAAUAUAUGCAGACAUAUAUGUAUAAAGGGCAGACACUCAUACUCAUGAUUAACUUCUGCAGAGUCAGGCACUGAAUAUGUUUACUUUCAAUGUGGCCAAACAGAGUAUUUUAUAUUUUAUUAACUUUUUUUGAUUCUGUAUUUAAGUUCUAUGGUGUCUG